AUGUCCGCGAAGAGCAUCACCGAGGCCGAUGGCAAAGCCAUCAUCAACUACCACCUCACCCGUGCUCCGGUGAUCAAGCCCAGCACUCUCCCGCCCCCGACCAAGCACAACGCGCCCCCCAGGCUUGCAUCCCUUCACUUCCCCGAGGACAAGGACAUCAACGCCGUGCUGGACCAAGCCGAGAUCACAUACCCGUGGCUGUUGCACCAGGGCGCCAAGUUCGUCGCCAAGCCAGAUCAGCUCAUCAAGCGUCGUGGCAAGAGCGGCCUGCUUGCUCUCAACAAGACCUGGCCCGAGGCGAAGGCGUGGGUUGCUGAGCGCGCCGGCAAGGUGCAGAAGGUUGAGCACACAGAGGGCGUUCUCCGGCAAUUCCUCGUCGAGCCCUUUGUGCCGCAUCCCGACGGCACCGAGUACUACAUCAACGGCGACUGGAUCCUCUUCACCCACGAGGGUGGUGUUGAUGUCGGCGAUGUCGAUGCGAAGGCGGAGAAGCUCCUCAUUCCCGUCGACCUUACACAAUACCCUUCAAACGAGGAAAUCGCUUCCACUCUCCUGAGCAAGGUCCCCAAGGGCGUCCACAACGUCCUUGUUGACUUCAUUACCCGCCUCUAUGCCGUCUACGUUGACUGCCAGUUCACAUACCUUGAGAUUAACCCUCUCGUCGUGAUCCCGAACGAGGAUGCCACCUCCGCGUCGGUUCACUUCCUCGAUCUCGCGGCCAAGCUCGAUCAAACAGCAGACUUCGAGUGCGGUGUAAAGUGGGCUAUCGCAAGGUCCCCGGCGGCUCUGGGCAUUACCGCCCCCACGAGCAGCAACGGCACCGUCAACAUUGAUGCUGGCCCGCCGAUUGAGUUCCCCGCGCCUUUCGGUCGUGAGCUUACGAAGGAGGAGGCUUACAUUGCCGAGCUCGAUGCUAAGACCGGCGCAUCACUCAAGUUGACGGUCCUGAACCCGAACGGCAGGAUCUGGACCCUUGUUGCCGGUGGUGGUGCCUCGGUCGUGUACGCCGAUGCCAUUGCCUCGGCCGGCUUCGCUGACGAGCUGGCCAACUACGGCGAGUACUCCGGUGCUCCCACAGAGUCUCAGACAUACCACUAUGCACGGACCGUGCUCGACCUGAUGCUCCGGGCGCCCAUGAACUCCAAGGGCAAGGUCCUGUUCAUCGGUGGCGGUAUCGCUAACUUCACCAACGUUGCCAGCACAUUCAAGGGCGUCAUCAAGGCGCUCCGCGAGUAUGCCAACACGCUUAACGAGCACAACGUUCAGAUUUGGGUGCGCCGUGCCGGCCCCAACUACCAGGAGGGUCUCAAGAACAUGAAGGCGGCGACCCAGGAGCUCGGCCUCAACGCCAAGAUCUUUGGCCCCGAGAUGCACGUCAGCGGCAUCGUGCCCCUGGCUCUUAUCCCUGGCAAGUGGGAGGAGAGCAAGGCGGAGGAGUUUAAGGCUUAA
Chaetomium globosum CBS 148.51 is the source of this 1449-nucleotide messenger RNA. RefSeq lists its product as uncharacterized. Gene Ontology annotation, biological process: succinyl-CoA metabolic process; tricarboxylic acid cycle. The transcript has 3 exons. Gene Ontology annotation, cellular component: succinate-CoA ligase complex. The record is from RefSeq and is a predicted model, not a curated record. Gene Ontology annotation, molecular function: succinate-CoA ligase (ADP-forming) activity. Lineage: Eukaryota; Fungi; Ascomycota; Sordariomycetes; Sordariales; Chaetomiaceae. Bases 1 to 1449 code for a protein of 482 amino acids.